Molecule: messenger RNA, 995 nt
Organism: Melanotaenia boesemani (Boeseman's rainbowfish)
Lineage: Eukaryota; Metazoa; Chordata; Actinopteri; Atheriniformes; Melanotaeniidae
Gene: gng8
Product: guanine nucleotide binding protein (G protein), gamma 8
Exons: 3
Coding region: 341-553 (70 amino acids)
Biological process (GO): G protein-coupled receptor signaling pathway
Cellular component (GO): heterotrimeric G-protein complex
Molecular function (GO): G-protein beta-subunit binding
Source: RefSeq, a predicted model, not a curated record
CUUUGUGUAUUUUAAAGCUGUUUUUAGUUUUCCAUUUCAGAACAUUAGCCUUGAUAUUAUCUCAGGUGAGUGACAAAUAGAGGCUUCAGAGAUGAAGGUCACACCACAUGUUGCCUUUUACUGCUGCACUGAGCUCAUCCUGGAGGCAGAGCCACCGCUAAUUAUUUGAAGGAGGAAGCUUUCCUCCCCAUCUUUGCUAUUAAUCUCACCUCAUUUGUUUCUGGAAGUUGGUGUAGCAGAUCCUGUUGAAGAUAAGCCCGCUUUCAUUCCAGGAGCCAAGAGGUUGCUAUCAUUCUUUUUGUUUGCUGCAGACUGACGGACUUUAGUAGUAAGGGGCAGGAUGUCCAACAACAUGGCUAAGAUUGCAGAAGCGAGAAAAACAGUAGAACAACUGAAGCUGGAGGUCAACAUUGAGAGGAUGAUGGUAUCCAAAGCAGCAGCUGAACUGAUGGCCUUCUGUGAAGCUCACGCCAAAGAUGACCCUCUGUUGACACCAGUACCUUCAUCGGAGAACCCGUUUCGAGAGAAAAAGUUAUUCUGUGUUGUACUGUAACCCUAUGCAUGUGCAAGACACCUGUGAGUUAUAUAGCUGGGCUUAUUUCAAUGUGGAAAAUCAGCACAAUGAGCAUAUUUCCUAUUUUACACAGCUCUGUUUUCAGUUGAAGUAGUUCUGUGGUGAUAUGAGAAAUAAUUGCCUUUUGAACUUGAUAAUGAUGGUAAUAAAGUUUUAUUUAAAAAGAAGUACAAAGGUCAUUGAAACAGAGCUGCUGCUUUUCUUUGUGCACUCAGUUUAAAUAUUAACUAAAUCCUACAUCUAAGCUCUCACUGAGUCUUUUUGAGCUCCAGAGCCUCAAGAGAACAGAAGUCAGUGACAUUUUGAGUUAAUUUAACAAGUUUACUAAAGUUAUUGAAUGAAAAAUGGACAUGAACAUUUGGAAAUGCUAUAUUCUCUUAAUAUUACAUACUUUUUAACAUUAUAUUUGCUCAGCAGGACA